This is a messenger RNA of Prunus armeniaca (apricot), 1221 nucleotides long. The record is from the annotation of a GenBank genome assembly. Lineage: Eukaryota; Viridiplantae; Streptophyta; Magnoliopsida; Rosales; Rosaceae.
AUGGAGCAGUUUCAACAAGAUGACGACCACCAGCAAUUACUAGCGCCCCCCCAAUUACAAGACCCUAAUGAAGCCACUGCAAUUAUUUCUCAACAACAACAAGAACAAGAAGUUGCAGUUCGUGAUGAGGAGAAUAACAAGAAGGAUGAUCAGAAAGAGAACAAGGAGCCGGACGACAUGGCCAUGGUGUUCUUGGAGUGGCUGAGGUCAAACAGAGAGACCGUCUCCGCUGAAGACUUGAGAAGUGUGAAGAUCAAGAAGUCGACAAUCGAGUGCGCGGCCAGGCGGUUGGGCGGAGGUAAAGAGGCCAUGAAGCAGUUGCUUAAACUUGUGCUUGAGUGGGUUCAGACCAACCAUCUCCAGAAGAGGCGCGGUAAUAGUCUUACCACCAAAGACGCCGAUAUUGUUGCCCAACAACAACAUUUCACCCAAACUCCUUGGAUGGCACCUCCGCCACAUGCAGCCUAUGAUCACGCCGGGGGAAUCCUUGUCCCCACUCCGCCUCCGCCGCCCCCUCCGGCAGCUUACCCUUCAAUGAUGGGGUACAUAGCGCCUGACCAGUAUGUUAACGGGCCAGGUCCAUACCAACCAUCACCGGAAUAUCAUCACAUGAUUGACUCUGGGCAAUCUACCUGGCCGUCGUCUCCGUUCGGCAUGGGAACGGCCCAUUACGGGUCGUUCCCGGACAAUAACAUUCACCUAGCCCCUCCUCCACAGCAUCAUCCCCAGGCUUUUGCCGGGUAUGGAAGUCAAUACCAGCCUUACCAGUAUUUUCCAUUGAAUGGUGAGCAUCAAUUGAUGAGGUUAGGGUCUUCAGUUACGAAAGAGGCGAGGAAGAAGAGGAUGGCGAGGCAGAGACGACUUGUGUCACACCAUAGGCAUGGACAUCAGCACCUUAAUGUUCAAAUGUCGGAUCAUCUUCUUCAUCAGCAGCACACAAGGCUUGUUGGGAACGCAGGCGAUCUGAAUUGCGCUAAUUCUGUGCCGCUACAAGCCAAUCCGGGCAACUGGUUUUACUGGCCCACUGCUACUGCGGCCCCGUCCCCAUCCCCGGCCAUGAUGCCUAGCAUUACACAAGAGGCUGCACCGCCUCCUCCAGUGCAGCAGAUGGAUCGGCCGGCUAGUACUCAAGCACAGAAUUACAAUCAGGGGCUCCCUGAACUUAGACCCGAUUUGCAUUUGAGUCUUUCAAUUUCCAAAAUCGUUCCCGUGUUCCUUUAA